AUGGCUGCCAAAAGCAUCGAGAAUAAGCUUCAGCUGGAAGUGACCUGCUUCCUUUGCAUGGAGUAUUUCAUAGACCCCGUAACUCUAGAUUGUGGGCACAGUUUCUGCCAUGCCUGCAUUCUGGAGCUCUGGGGGCAGGUUCCCCAGGAGCCCAUUUGCCCUCGGUGCAAACAGGAAGUUCCUCGGCUGAACUUCAAGCCAAACAGGCAACUGGCCAGCAUUGUAGGGCUAAUCAAAGAGCUGAAUGAUCAGGCACAAGCGGCCGAAAAGGUGGAAGUCUGCAAGGAGCACCAGGAGGCACAGAAGACUUUCUGCAAGGAUGACUUAUCCCUCUUCUGCUCGGGAUGCGACACCUCCAAGGUGCACCAGACUCACAACGUCAUUCCUGCGGCAGAAGCUGUGGAAGAAUACAAGGGUAAUUUUUUAAGCCACAUUGAGGCUCUAAAGAAAGAGAAAGAAGAGAUUCUGAUCCAUAAGGCAGAUGCAGAAAAACAAUGUCAAGACCUUCUUGUAGGUGCUGCUAUUGCUGGGAAGUUAUACUACCGUAUUUCUUCGAUUGUACUAACAGAGACAGAGAAGAACCAAAUGCUGGCUGAGCUCAAAGCCCUGCAGGACCUUGCGGGAGAAAAAAGCAGCUCCUGGGUUGAUAAGAUAGAAAACGUGAAGGAGGAGAUCUUGGCCAAGAGGGACGAUCAUGUGGCCAUACUCAACAGGGAAAUCACCACUAUAGAGAAAAUCACCCAGGACUUGGAAGCAAAGUGUCAGCAGUUGGGGCUUGAAUUCCUGCAAGAUGUUGGAAGUACCUUGAAGAACUGUAGGAAGACGCCGACGUUUGUGAACCCAGUGCCUUUUCCACCAGAGGUGAAAGCGGAAAUUUGGGAAUUGCGUGAUUUUAAUGCCCUUUUACAGAGUGCCGUGGAACGCUUUGAAGAAACUCUGAUAUCUGGAUUUCAGCAGAAGAAAGAAAAUGUGACUUUUGAUCCGGACAUGGCUCAGCCCAAACGUAGGAGACUCUCAGAUGAACCUCAAGACCCGCAAAAUAUUUGA
Molecule: messenger RNA, 1047 nt
Organism: Elgaria multicarinata webbii
Lineage: Eukaryota; Metazoa; Chordata; Lepidosauria; Squamata; Anguidae
Product: E3 ubiquitin-protein ligase TRIM7-like
Exons: 7
Coding region: 1-1047 (348 amino acids)
Biological process (GO): protein ubiquitination; innate immune response; regulation of gene expression
Cellular component (GO): cytoplasm
Molecular function (GO): zinc ion binding; ubiquitin protein ligase activity
Source: RefSeq, a predicted model, not a curated record